Durusdinium trenchii is the source of this 2355-nucleotide messenger RNA. Lineage: Eukaryota; Dinophyceae; Suessiales; Symbiodiniaceae. The record is from the annotation of a GenBank genome assembly.
AUUACUCCUUGCUUUUUUCCAAUGACCAUGGUCUCCGAGCCAGUCGACACUUCCUGCGUCCCUGGCUGCGGGAAAGAAUGUUCUGGGCAAGGUGCAGCGUUUUGUCGUUGCCUCGAAGCUGUAUUUUCGCGCAGUAUUUUUGUGCGUGUUGGAGGCUGCAAGAUGGGCAAAUGUGAAGAUAGUUCUGCUGAAGGUGAAACAGAGAAGCCAGCGCCUGCAAAGGCCGAGACCAAAAAAGCCGAAGGCAACGCUGCUUUUCAGGCCAAGAAUUUUGAGGAAGCGACACGCUUAUAUGGCGAGGCAAUUGCACUCGCGGAGGCUGCAGGAGAACCAGUGCCAGGUGUGUACUUCUCGAACCGUGCAGUGUGCCUGGCCUCCCUGAAUGAUUGGGAGGGCGCCCGAUCUGAUGCGGCUCAGGCUCUCUCAUGCAAAGACCUGACACCGGCUGCUACGAAGAAGGCUCUUUUUCAAAAGAGUCGAGCAGAGUCUCGCCUUCUCCUUGUUGAAGAAUUGGAGGCAACCCUCCGAUUGGCUGACUCACUCGGCCUCCGAGCGGAGGUGGAACGGCUUCUAGGCAGCGACCUGCCAACCAAGACCCAAGUUGAUGCCCGUGCAGACGCGCGCAAGGAUGUUGAAAAUCGGAUGAGUGGUGCAGUCGCAGAUGUUGUUUUCCAGGAAGCGCAGGCGCAGGCCGAAGCAAGCCCCGUACCUCAACCUGCAUCCCAAGCGAAGGAAGCAGGAACAGCGAGGUAUCGAGACGGAGAUUACCGGGGAGCAAUCACGCACUACCGUCAAGCUAUGGACUUGGCUCCCGCUGACGACGCUGGUUUGCGUGCUCAAUUGCUGGGAAAUAUCGCAGCAGCGUGCCUCAUGCUGAAGAAGGCGGCCGAAUGCGCCACUGCCUGUGAAGAGUCGCUCGCAUUGGACUCAUCUAACUCGAAGGUUCGUGCUCGAUUGGCUUCUGCCCAGGUUGCACGAGGUGACUUUGCUGCUGCAAGAGCUACUGUUGGGGAGGUAAAUGGAGAGGACUCUGCCUUGACGAAUGCCUUGAAGCAAAUAGGAAGCACAGAGGCAACCUUGGCUGAAGCUGAUCAGGCACUUUCAAAGGGCGAGCCAGCAAAGGCACUGAACAUGUACGCAAACUUGGAGUCUAGCGUUCUGUUUGACUACCCACCGCUGACGCUGAAAAUGGCCCACUGCUACCUGGACCUGAGACAGUAUCCGAGGGUGUUGAACACUACGCAACAGAUUUUGCGGUCCAAUCCCACCAGCAUCGAUGCACUUCUUUUGCGGACACAGGCUCUCUAUCGGAAUCACAAUGCUACAGCAGACUCCAAACAAUGGGUAGAGCCUUUAGAGCAGGGCCAACGGCUGCUAAAAGAGGCUCUUAGCCUCGACCCAGAUCAUUCUGAGGCUCAGGCCUUGAGAAAACGCCUCCGCAGUCUUUGCACCAAGCACGCUGAGCUGAAGGAGUUGAUGGAUUCUCGUGAAUUUGAACAAGGUCAAGCAGUGAUCGACAGUAUGUUGGAGCUUUGCCAGGAUCAUCCUGUCUUGAUGGCAUCACUUUAUGCUGAGCGAGCCAAAGCUUGCAUGCGAUUGAAAGAUUGGCGAGGUGUAAUAAAAGAUGUUGGUCAAGCUACUUACAGAAACCAUUCGCUUGUGCAGCCCUACCUCUAUCGCGCGCAGGCGCUUCAGGCGCUUGAACGCCACGAGGAUGCAGUCAAAGAACUUGAGUCACUCCUUUCAUGGCAUCAAGUGGAAAGCGUCUAUCACAAGCUGGAAGAAGCCAAGUUCUUGCUGAGGAAGCACAAGAGGAGGAACUACUACGAGGUGCUCGGAGUGCCUUCCGUGGCAUCACAACUUGAGAUCAAGAAGGCAUAUAGAGAACGUGCUGCUGAAUGGCACCCAGACAAGAAAUCUCACCUGGAUGAGGCAUCCAAAAAGAAUGCUGAAGAGAUGUUCAAAUGUAUCGGAGAAGCUUAUGAAGUGCUGACCGACCCAACCAAGAAGGAGCUCUACGAAAAAGGCUACGACCUUGAGGGCAUAAAUGAGCAGAUUGAGCUCAAGAAGAGGCGAACAAACGGCUGCUGUGGCGGAAGGCCUGGUGGUGGUUGCUGCUGAAAUGCUCUCCAAGCCAACCUACCAGACCGAACCUGCCUGCCCAUAAUGGACAGCUUUUACCAACUUUUACCGCAUCGAUGCGUUGCCAUCCGAAAGUGAUGGUCGUCACGUUAGGGAAUUAGUAGACGCUGGAGUCAGCUCACGGCCCAACUGACUCACUGACAUGGAGUCAGAGUAUGUCCAGUGGCCUGAGACAAAUACUGUGUGCAGCUCCUCGAGCUACAAGAAAGAAAA